CUGUGAUCGUUUUUAUUAUUCUGUAUGUACUGGACUGGAACUGGAACUGGUUCUUGUCAUUGAUACACACCGGUAUAACAUAGUUAUUAUACUAGGCCUAGUACCGUUUAGAAAUUAUCUGUGAAAUAAGAAAUUAAUCUUUUAUUUUGAGAAUUUUGCAAGAUAUGGCGACCUCGACAGGUGAUGAAAUGCAUAGAGUAUUUACCAACGAUCCCAUUCAUUUUAAGUCUCUUGUCAAUAGUAUUGUAGAAGUUGAAACUGUUCAUGGUUCUGGCACACAUAAAGGGAUAUUAUUUACAAUAGACCCAGUCUCAGAAACUGUAAUACUACUGGAUCCUGUAGAAGACUAUUUGAAUAUGAAGAUAAUAACAGGAUUGAAUGUGAAAAACAUCAAAUGCAUCCAAUCUACAAAUGUUCCAAAAAUUCCAGAUAACUUGUUUAAGGAAGAUUGGGCGAAAUACAUUAGUGAAGAAGAAUUGGAAAGUAAAAGAAUAAAAUUGAGGGACUGGCUGGUGAAGAAUACGAUACCCAUCAUAGAGAGUGGUAAAACGUUGAAGCUGUCUGAUGACAUGCUUAUUAUAGAACCACCGUAUGGACCAGAACAGUGUAUGUCCAGUAACGAAAUUGUACUUAGUAAAAUACAAAAUUUGGUCAAGUCAAUGCCGGAAUAAGAAACUGUCAUGUAUUUUUAUGCCUCAGUUAUUAUAAAUACAUUUUAUGUAAAGGUUUUAAAAAAACAUUCCUUUUUGCUCAUUACAAUAUUUCAACUUAAGUAUUACAAAAAUUGUAUUUCUCUCAAUAUAGCUUUACUAGUUUUUUAUUUGUUUGAUCAAUAAUACAUAUCUUUGUGAUACUUAUCAGGAAAUAAAAAUGUUCCUAAAUAUU
Homalodisca vitripennis (glassy-winged sharpshooter) is the source of this 885-nucleotide messenger RNA. RefSeq names its product gem-associated protein 6-like. The transcript has 2 exons. Bases 165 to 671 code for a protein of 168 amino acids. The record is from RefSeq and is a predicted model, not a curated record. Lineage: Eukaryota; Metazoa; Arthropoda; Insecta; Hemiptera; Cicadellidae. Gene Ontology annotation, biological process: spliceosomal complex assembly; spliceosomal snRNP assembly. Gene Ontology annotation, cellular component: nucleus; SMN complex.